Molecule: messenger RNA, 8511 nt
Organism: Lingula anatina
Lineage: Eukaryota; Metazoa; Brachiopoda; Lingulata; Lingulida; Lingulidae
Product: tenascin-X
Molecular function (GO): protein binding
Source: RefSeq, a predicted model, not a curated record
AUGACGCGGAUGAUGUCCCGUCCGUUGAAGGAAAUGCUGGAAGGUGUGGUGUUUGAUCCAGAUGAAAUACGAAUCCACCAUGAAACCAUUGAGGAUGAUGAUACGGUCACUGUCAAUCUGGAGUGGAAUGGGCCGCUCAAAGGGGAAUACUCGGGGUUUAGAAUAACGGUAGAGAAAAGAACCGACGGGAACUUUGUGUUUGAUAACACAGUUCACGUUGUGAAAGCAGAAGUCGGUAAAGAGAGAGAGAAAACAGCGUGUUUGCGGCGUUUAGAGCGCGGUUCUGUAUAUAAAGUUCGCGUCUUUUCUGUGUUGGAAAAAGAAGAAGGGGUUAUCAGAACAAGCCAGCCGUCAAAAAUAGUCAUAGCUACUAAGCCACCCGAGCCCCGUUCAUUUGUUCUGAAACAGUCAUCUGGUAGAUUUGCAAGAAGUGACAGGAGGUUAACAUUGACCGGUAUGGUGGACAAGGGUAAUGUGACCUCAUUCGUUUUGCAAUACAGCGUGUACUCCACCCACGCUAGCACGAGUGGGACUCAUUCGAAAACCACCACGAAAUCGCGUGCAAUUCCUGAUGUUAUAACAGGCAAAGAGACUGAUAUCCAAGUGAGAGACCUUCUACCAGGGACACUCUACAGAUUCAUGCUGAAGUGCAGAUGUGACUAUAGUAAAAUGGAAACUGAAGAAAGACCAAUUAACAUGGAUGCUUCUCACAACGAAAGUGAUUUCGUUGAAAUAACUGUUCUUACAAACCCUGGUGAGGUGAAGAAAGUAGAACUGCAAAAAGAAAGACUGCCGAAAUUGGACACACCGACAAGUGUCCCAAUACGAUGGGUAAAGCCAAAGGGCAGCGUUGAUAGGUACACUGUGUUCUACAGAGGAAGCCAGGAUGAAGUAUUCCGACAAGUACCCUCUCACAAAGAAAGCUGUAUCUUAUACGGGCUCACACCAGGCACCGAGUACACUGUAAUUGUUGCAGCGGAGUGUUGCACUGAUAACGAGUUUUGUGAAUACCCACCAGCCGAAGGGGUACAGGAAAGUGCCGAAUCAAAUUAUAUACAGGGGAAGAAGGUUCAGGCAGACAUCACACUAUACACACACCCCGCAAAACCGACAGAAAUGGCGGCUGCUUCCACCUGUACCAGUAUAGAUGUCACUUGGGCGAAACCGUCGGGACAAGUGCAGUCGUACCUGGUCUCUUGGAGUGAUAGCAGCGGUGACACCGGUCUCAAAGAGGUUCCAUGCGACACGUGCACGUAUACCAUUAAUUACCUACAGCCGGGCACCAAAUACACUUUAUCCGUGCAAGCAAAAAGUAAUGGGAUUCAUAGUGAGAAAGAAACCAUGUCCAAAGUUACAGUGCCAGACAGUGCAGUUGACGUGAACAUUUCCGAGAUCGUUGACGAUACAACCAAAGUGAGAGUUACAUGGGGACGCUUACAAGGACGUGUUGAUUCAUAUUCUGUAAUUUGUAUGGACCAAGAACGCUACCGCCGUGAAAUAAGAAUUGGCACGUCCCAGGAUGACCACUCUGUUGAAUUGCAAGGUCUUGUACCAGGGCGCUAUUAUGAAGUAUGCAUCACCGCCUUCAGUUGGGAUGUUCAAGGUCGUAGGGAGGAUUUUCAAUUCUCUACCAAGCCCAACCCGCCUAAACGUCUCCGGUUAGAUGAUGAGCCGGGCAUGGAUCGUUCUGCAUUCGAAUGGGAACCCCCUGUUGGAGACGUCGAGGAAUAUGUACUGAAGAUCAACCAGAAAGAUAGUGACCAUUGCCUUGGCGAUCACGUCACGACAGCAACUCGCUUUUCAGUAAACGAUCUUUCUCCGGGAACAAUAUAUGUAUGUUCAGUGACAUCUUACAGUCAAGGGAAAGAAAGUGUUCCGUCAUGCAUUACGUUCGUAACAGCACCUGCUCCACCAGAAGACAUUCAGUUGGAGUUACGUGAUGAUACAGAUGUUUUUGUCACUUGGAGAUCCCCGUCAGUUGGUCUGUAUGAUGGGUAUACUGCUCGCUGUUACUCCUGUGAAACGGGGGACACAAUAAUGGAGGUGAAAUCGAAUCUUGAAAAAGCUGAAUUCUGCGAACUCUUUCCUGGAACCAAAUACAAGUUUUCAGUAGAAUCUUGUUCAAAUGGCCGUUUUAGUCUACCUGCAGAAAAACAUUACCUAAUCAGACCGGGCAAACCAGUUGUGUUAAAAAAGGAAAAGUUUGAUACGAAGACUAUAUUCCUCCAAUGGCGUCCACCACAUGGUAAAGUUAAUCAGUACAUAGUGAAAUACAGUGGUAACGGUGAUGAGUACCAAGAGACAAUGAUCACAACAGAGGAUACAGGAAUAACUCUUUGCAAUCUUAACCCUGGAACUCGGUAUUCUGGUGAUAUCAUAGCGAGGGUGCUUGAUGAUGGACGUCAUUUUGAUGGGCUGGUAGAGCAAUGGACGGCUGUCACAGAUCCUUCUGGGAUAGGAGACUGCGACGUUAUGCACCUGACUCUAAAGAGUGUCCAACUGUCCUGGAGGCGACCAGAUGGUCAAGUCAACCAUUUCCGAGUAUCUUACUGGCCGCGCGGGAAGGCUUACCGCUUGAAAAAUGUGGAAAUACGAGAAACAUGCAAAGUCCUGACAGAUUUGGAUCCUGGUACACGUUACGAAGCACAGAUCACAUCAGUAUCAAACGGGAGGGAAAGCGAUUCUUAUCAAAUGCAGUUUGACACGGGUCCGGAUGUGGCAUUGGAUUUUGCAGAGGCAGGCAGAGGAUCGACCCACGUGGAUCUAAAAUGGAACAUACCGCGCGGUUCAUUUGAAUUCUUCAUCGUCCGUUGGCGGUCAGAAGAUGAGGCAGGGGUAUAUGAAAGCACAAAGACACCAAAGACACAUCACACCGUUAAUGGCUUGUGCCCUGGUGACCGAUAUGAAGUCGGUGUUGUUACAGUCAGUAAUGAGAUGGAGAGUGAACCUUGUUUCAUUUAUGUGCAAACAGACCCAGCUCCCAUUGCGGAUAUAGAUAUUGAACCUGGUAUUGAUGCUAUCAAGUGCAAAUGGAGUAAACCCAAAGGCAAAGUUGACGGAUACCGGUUGCAAUUGAAGGGACCCAAAGAUUUACAAACAGGCAAAACAUUGCCUCCUAUAGAAGUAGAAGAGGUGGAAAUUCCCGGAUUGACUCCGGGAACAACAUACCUUGGUUGUCUAUUUACCGUGCGAAAUGACCAACGAAGCGAGCCUUAUUGUUUCAGUUGUUCCACAAGACCAGCCGAAUGCACUCCAGAGUGCAGUGACAAGGGCACUAGGUCUUUGAAAAUAACGUGGAAACCCGCUGAAGGCGAGAUUCGGUAUUAUGAGAUCCAAUUAAUCAGAGAUCAUGAAUCUGUCCGAACUAAGAAAAUACCUCGAGACAACGACACAGAGGCAAUAUUUGAUGACCUGCUUCCAGGGACUAAAUAUGAAGUGAUAAUUCGCACGGUUACUGACAAUGCAUACACAACAAGUGACCCAUUGGAUGUUUACACAGAUCCAGAUGAAGUUGGUAAAAUCGAGAUACAAGCACAGGAAAGAUCGGCAACUCUUUCUUGGGUACCCCCAUUCGGGAAUUGGGAAAGUUUUAGGGUUUCUCACUGGAAAUACAAAAAAGAGGAUAAAAUUAAUAAAUACACAGAUGAAUGCGUGUUUUCUCUGGUCGAACUUGAACCGGGAAAAAAGAAUUAUGUAGAAAUCGCUACUCUGGUGAACGGUAUAGAAAGCAAGGAACGAACGGAAACCUUUGUUGCAAUCCCUGACAUGGUUGAUAAAGGAAAAAUAGGCGUGACUGAGGGAGUAAAGACUUUUACCCUUAAAUGGGAUCGGCCAGUUGGUAAAGUUGACGGGUACAAAAUCUCGGUCAAGCAGGAAGACAACGAGUCAUACCAACGAAACAUAGAAUCACUAAAACCAAACGUGGUGAUCAAUAAGAUAGUUCCUGGUAUGGGCUACAGAAUUGAAAUAAGAUGUUACAGUUUUGAAAAAGAAAGUAAACCAUGUUGCAUCCCUCUACAAAAAGCUCCUGAUCCACCCUCACUGCCGAAGGCUGGGGUUACUGUCACCAAGAACACGAUAACAUUGUGUUGGGACGUUCCUGAAGGAAAGUUUGAAAGAUAUCAGAUAUUUUGCAAGAAAGAUGGCACUGAUACUGGGACAUGUAGUGACCUUAGUACAGGGAAGACAUAUGUAUUAACCGAUCUGCAACCGAGCACCCAUUACACUGGUUGGAUUCGUACCCUGUUCAAAGGGAAACUAAAGAGUGAACAUGUGAACUUUGAUUGUUUUACAGAUCCAGAGCCACCACAGCACUUUUCUUGCCUUAAACAUCUUAGAGAAACGACAACGUUAACAUUGGAAUGGGAGGCAAGCAGAGGUGAUAUUAAAGGAUAUACACUGAUCAUCAGGGACACAGAUGGCAAUGAAACCCCCCAUAAACUAGGACCGAAAACCAUCGGGCACAAACAUAUCCUGGUCAUCGAUGCACGCUGUAUCUCUUUAGAUCCAUCGACACCAACAGACUUCAAGCAGACGUGGUCACAAAUGAACAAGAGACGGCAUCCAACCUCAGUUAAGCUGAAAUGGGAUAUGCCUACAGAAAUAAUUGCUCACUUUGAAAUCAUAUAUGACGCCCAUGGAGUCGGUCGUAAUCCAGUGAAAGUUGAGCAAAGCAGGCGUACUGCCGAAAUCUAUGGAUUAGAACCUGGAACUGAAUACAACUGCACUCCUGCAAGACCAGGUACCAUUGUGCCAGGUAGCAUUGUAGCAAGUACAAAGGGUUUAUACUUGCAAUGGAUGCCAGCUGAAGGAGCUGUCAAUAAGUACAUUAUCAUGUACAGAAGUGUCCAAGUAUCAGUCACCGACAACCAAGACGAGGGCAACGCAGAGACGCAGAUAAAACAACUUCUACAGGGAAGUGACAGUGAUGUACAGGCGUCGGAAAAAAAUCUAGACAUCAAUGAAGAAAAAGCACGCGAUGCAAGAUAUGAACAAACCGAAAGUGUGCAAAGCAAGUGCAAUUUAGAAAAGCUUGAUCCUGGCACAAAUUAUGAAAUCCGAAUUUUUGCGAUAACUCACAGUUAUCCCAGUCUGCCACAACAGCUGACACAGGCAACAAAGCCGGGUAAACCUGGAGAAGUUAAAAAAGAAGAGACUACUACUAACGAAUCAAUAUCUCUGUCUUGGGGUGCUAGCGAAGGCAAUGUCAGUAGAUAUGAAAUCGAAUAUGGGAGAAAGGACCGAACAACAAGACAGCCACUGAGCUCAAAUGCUCCAAAUUGUAUCAUUGAUAACAUAUCGCCUGGUGUUCCUUAUAGCUAUAAAGUGUACGCUAUAAGUAAUGGGAUGAGAAGUGAUCCUUCUCAGUUUGUAGCAGCCACGGAUCUUCCAUGCCCUGAAAACUUCCGAGAGAUACAAAGUGAAACAACCGCACGCUCAAUACAUUUGCAGUGGGAUGCACCGCCAUCUAUCACGACAGGUUCUUGGUCAUAUACCGUGAGAUAUCGCAGUUUUGAAACUUCUGAAGAAUUCCAAAAUGAUACGGAGGUUACAGCUGAAAGUCUGAAAGUAACUGGUUUAGUCCCUGGCAGAAAGUACGAAUUUUCUCUUCAAGUAACUGGAUGGAAAGAUGCGGUCGGUCACUCUACAAGCAGAGAGGUGUUUUGCAUAGGAGCAACAGAUCCAGAACCAGUCCACGGUCUAAAGUGGGAUACGUCAACGAACACACUUACUUGGGAUAAGCCAGACGGCGAUACUGCCAAAUAUGAUGUUACAGUUACAAUGGGGCAAGAUAUUACAACAUUCCACACAAUGACCUGUAAAUAUAACCUCCACCCUAUUGUAAAGGGAGAAACCUAUGUUUUCAGUGUCGUGGCAGUCAGCAACGAAAAGGCAAGCAAGGAGGUUUCAAAAACGGUUACGAUAGCUCCUGGUAACCCUGAAUUUGUAAAAGAAAAAACAGUGGUGACUACAAGCUCAAUCACCCUCUAUUGGACUCCCCCUGAUGGAAAAGUAAAACGCUACACAUUAUAUCAUCAAUCGGAAGAUGAAGACAACGGCUUUUUGGCACGAUUUCGGUCCAGAGGCGAAAAUAGUGUUAUGGUAGAAGGCUGUUUUAAAACUUUGGAAAACCUUCAACCCGGAUUUAAGUAUCACUUUAGAGUAUGCGCUGAGGUAGAUGGUGCCAAAGACGAAGCCGGUGAUACCAUCAUAGUUGCAACAGAACCUGAAAGACCGAGCAUUGAAUGUGAUCUAUCCAGCAAAUACCUCGCCUUACAUUGCACAUGUAAGGGCCGGAAGGAUUGCUAUGACGUGCGUUAUAAAUACCGCGAGGAUCAGAUGUACCAAACGAAAAAAAUCACUAGCGACAAUAAAAUUUCAACCGAGAGGCUCGUCCUGUUGGAAUGGCAACCCGGGCGUGUUUAUGAUGUGGAGGUGAAUAGUAUCAGUUAUUUCAGUACGAACUUAGAAGCCAGGAGUGAACCAGUAAAGAUGACAAUACAUACAGUACCAUCAAAACCAACCGUUAGUUACGAAGCAUCGGCAACUGACUUGACAGUGAAAUGGGUCAAGGUAGAUGAACCAGGUGUGGACAAAAUCACGAUAAAAUAUUGGGUUAAAGGAGAUAAUACAAAAACUACACAAUUACCUGAUAUUACUGACGUAUCUGCGACUACAGCCAGCAUACAUAAUCUCCGACCAGGCACUUCAUAUAGAGCAGAAGUCACUUUUCACUGUGGAGACAAAUCAAGCACAAGGGGUCCGUUUGAUAUUACUACUGGUCUUCUCCCGCCGGCAACAGUUUUUCACACGUCAGUAUCUACUUCAACGGCCAACAUCGAAUGGGACGAGCCGAAUGGCCAGUGCGACCACAUGGUUGUCACUCUAACUAACUUGACAACAAACGAAACACACGAGAAAAUAAAAAAAGAACUCAGCGCAAAGUACAAUUAUCUCCGUCCUGCUACUUGUUACCGUGUAUCCGUCAUGACGGUAAAAGGAACAAGGAAAAGUGCCGUUACGUCCCACACUUUCAAUACAGCUCCUUUGCCCCCCACGGGUAUUUCUGUUAACCCCGGAUCGAAUACAGCAAACAUAUCUUGGACCUAUCCAGGUAAACUGGAGAACAGCGGCAUCUCUUUUGAAAUCAGUUAUUGGGAAAUUAACGCUCGCAGAUCUGAACCCUUCCCGACAGUGUCAUCUAAAACUUUGCAGACAACAAUUAAGUCAUUAACACCAGGGUCACAGUACAAGGUUCAAGUGAAGGCUGUCUUUCAAGGAACGGAGAGUGACGAUUUCCAGGAAACAACGUUUAGUACUGAACCAGCUGGCGUAACUGAUGUACAAGUGCAAGGGUUUUCCACCUAUGCCGACGUGUCCUGGAGGCAUCCUGUACAUGGAAAUGUUAAGAGUUAUGAUAUCGUAUGUUGGCCUGCUAACAACCCAUCAGCAAAGCGAAAGACCACGGUUCAAUAUCCUGCUGUCACGGGAUCAAUUAUUGACCUUAAACAAGGGACCAAGUACGUCAUGGAAGUUAAGUCCAGUGUAGAAGGACGCGAAAGCCAAGGUGGCGAGAGGAAAGCGUUCUAUACAGUACCCUCACAGCCGUCGAUGGGCAGUAUUGAUACUGGACCAGAUUCAAUCAGACUCAAAUGGAGUAGAAAGGAAGAUGAACCAGAUGUAACCGAUGCAGUAGUCACAUAUUGUCUGCCUGACUCUACUCAGAAAAUAACAAAACAUGUAUCUACGACAGAACCCCAGCAGUUGCUGAUAUCUCCACUGAAUCCCAACACACACAUUAAAGGUUAUGUUGAACUGGUGUGCGGAGAUAAAACCAGCGACAAGAAACAUUGGUCGGCAACAACAGAUCCCAUUAAAACAGGAAAAAUACAUGUAGGCUGUAUAUCAGAAACAACAGCUAAUUUGUCGUGGGCAGAUAACGGUACUGCAGGGACUGUAGAAUAUCGCGUUGAUUAUAAAGAGAAAUCACCAUGGGCGAAGUGGUUAACGAAAGGCACAGAUGUACCCAACUUGAAACUGACAGACUUGGAACCUGGGACGGAGUACAUGGUGGCAGUAUCAACUGUGAUUGACGGUGCUGACUCUGAAGCCAGAACCACAACAGAAUUCACCACACGCCCAGGCCAACCAGACGCUGUGAAACUUGUGGGUAGUCCAGCUGCGGAAUCGGCCCCCAUUAGUUGGAAACCUCCUGCGGGUGUUGUGGAUCACUACCGCCUUGAAUACAAAACAGACAAAGGUGAACCAGUGACUAAAAUGAUACGUGGCACUGAAUCGAGCUAUGAAUUGGCUAAUCUUAUCCCUGGAACUAACUAUACCAUUGCACUAUGCUGCGUACGCCACAAAAAAGAAACACUUGAUGUGCCUAUCAUCACAGCCCAGCCUGACAGCACCGCCAUAUUGUUAUCUUGGAGCCAGUAUAAGGGAAAUGCUGAAAGCUUUGAGAUCACUUGCCAAAGUCAACAUGAUGAAGAUGAGAAGCAAAGUGUG